AUGGCGCACUUUCCCCAACCAGCUACGCUGGAGGACGCGCUGCCGCUGCUCGGCAAGCCGGACCUGCGCAUGCGCCAGCAACUCGGCGAAAGGCUCGUGGCUCUCGUGCGACGCGAGGAGAUCUCGCACGAUAUAGCCGCGCCGCUGCUGGACUCGCUGGUUGCGUGGCUGAAUGGGGGCAAUUUCAAGGUCGCCCAGAAUGGUCUAGAAGUUAUAGCUGCAAUCGCUGAGCGUAUGGGCCAGGAGUUCUCACACUAUGUGCCUACCGUUUUACCUCAUAUUAUAGACAGACUAGCUGACACGAAAGAAGGUGUUCGUGUAUCGGCUAGAACCUGUAUCAGCACCCUUGGCGACUGCAGAGCGGCUGCGCCCCGGGCGUUGCUCGCGAGGCUGACGCCAGCGCUCCAGCAUAAGGCUGCGCAUACGCGGGAAGAAACGCUCAAGUGUAUAGCGGCUUUACUUCAUACGCACGGAGCUACCGAACUACAGCUUAGGUCGUGCAUACCGAGCCUAGCUGCGUUGGUCGGCGAUCCAAACGGAGCCGUUAGAGACGCCGCAGCCCAGCUACUGGUCGAUGUAUACAGACAUGUUGGUGAAAGGCUGCGUCAGGAUUUAAAGAAGAAAGAAUUGGUGCCCGCCCAGAAGCUGUCUUUACUGGAACAGAAGUUUGACGAAGCGAGAGAGGCUGGAUUGCUAUUACCCUCAGCAACCGUCGGCACGGACGAAGCUGACUUCGUAUCUAGAACUAUAAAACGAACCAUGACAAUACCGACAAGUCGUAGUCGAGAUGGCGACAGCGGUGCUUCUACUCCAGCUUGCGAAGUUAAACGGACCGUGGGUGGGCUAUACAAUUUACCAUCAGCAAGCAGAAAACCACCGCCACCGGCCAAAUUCACCAGUGCAUCUAGCGUAUCUACCGCAGUCGGGAGCGCCGGUGGCGAAGCGGGCGCCGUGUCGAGCGAGGCGUUUGAAGCUGCUUUUGCGCACGUUGCGCCUGCGGCGGUAUACGGCGCUAGGGGCUUGGACGACCUAUGUCGGCACGCUGCAGCGCUACUGGGAGAUAAAUCAGCCGAAUGGGAGAAACGCGUUGACGCGUUAAAGAAAAUUCGCUCAUUGCUUGCUGCUAACGCACACAUUCAAUACCCGACAGAGUUCUCAGCGCAUCUAAAGGACCUCUCUGUGCCUUUUCUAGUCGUGAUUAAAGAUCUGAGAAGUCAGGUUGUGCGCGAGGCGUGUAUAACUAUAGGUCACAUGGCCAAAGUAUUGAAGAAUAAACUAGAGCAGUUCAGUCUGUAUAUUCUACAGGAGCUUAUUAAUCUCAUACAGAAUGCGGCCAAGGUUGUGUCGUCGGCCGGAACUGUGUGCGUUCGGUAUAUAGUCACAUACGUGCACUCGCCGAGGUUAAUCCCUGUUCUUACAACUAACCUGACGACGCACAAGUCGAAGGAAAUCAGAUCUACUCUUAGUGAGGUGCUCGUUUUGGUGCUAGAGAGAUGGCCGCCGCAGACCAUUGAGAAACAACAACAAGUCAUCCACGAAGCCAUUAGACGCGCUUGCGUCGACGCUGACAGCACUGCAAGGAACCAUGGAAGGAGAGCAUACUGGUCGUACAAGAAGCAUUUCCCAGAAGACGCAGAACAGCUAUUCUCAAGAUUGGACUCGGCUGCGCAGAAGCAGAUCGAAAGAGAGCGGAUAGGCAGUGUGGAUAGUCUUCAACAUAUUGGCACGGAAAGGCGAAUGAUCACGAGUCCGCGGAGUCCUUCCGCUAGUGUAUCCGACCGUUCACCAGCUGGCGUAUCAGCGAGAUCUGUAAGCGCAGUGGACGCAGCGGCCGCUCAACGUGCAAAAGCAAGGGCCUUGUAUUCGCAUCUCGCCAGAAACAAGGUCGCCGCGGGAACUGCGAGCUUGCCGCGUGCAAAGCGGUCACCAGUAAGCGGCACUGUGGCGCCAUCUCCUGAGCGAACUGUAAGGUCUAGAUCCAGACCGGGCGUCUCUCAAUCACAACCUACAUCACGCUCUUCAUCACCCUCAUCACGAAGUGGACCAGUGUCUCUAACCAGCGCAAGACGAAGGCCAUCCGGGAUACCUAGAUCUCUAGCGGGUUCUAGGGAGACCAGUCCUACUAGAACGGGUCGUUCAAGUAGUGUUGUGGGCGGCGUAAGAAGAAGAGAGUCAGUUGAACGAUCGCAGAGACCGCCCACUUCCACUCUUAGGCUACUCCAACAAUCGAGGGAUGCUGAGUCUACUUUAAGGAGCCCGGAUGACAACUCUGCCUGCGAUGGCAGAAGAGAUGACGACUCGGAAGCGUCCAGCGUAUGUUCCGAACGGAGUCUUGACUCUUACAGACGACAUGAUAGUCUUACAUGGUCGAGCUCCGGUCGCCUCGGCUGGGAGAGCUCUCCUCCUCCCCUGCUACCCCCGGAUGACAUUAUCGCGCUGUGCGCUUGCACACAUUGGACAGAGCGGAAGGACGGACUUACACAUUUGGCAAACUAUUUAAACAGUGGCAGACUCCUAACUGAAGAGCAGUUACGCCGACUGACCGACCUCCUGAACAAAAUGUUCGUAGAUGCGCAUACCAAAGUGUUUUCGCUGCUGCUUGACGCGGUGUGCGAGCUGUUGCUAGUGCACUGGCAACACUUGAAGGAUUGGCUAUAUCAACUCAUGUUUAGGUUACUAAUGAAACUCGGAACGGACAUCCUGGGUUCCGUGCAAAGCAAGAUUAAGAAGACUCUAGAUGUGAUACACGAGUGUUUCCCCGCGGAACUACAACUUCACAAUAUAUUCAGAUUCCUGGCUGAUGGAGCGACAGCGCCCCCGCCUAGGACCAAAAUAGCCGCAUUGCGAUUCUUAGCUGAUCUUGCGAGUGACUACUGCAUACCUAACAGUCUAGCAGUGGCUUUACAAGGGGGCAGCACUGGCGUGGCUGGAAGGGCAUUGUCAAAGGUCGCCGCACUUGCUAACGACCCAAGAGCGGCAGAUGUCCGCGUCUCGGCACGACGUGCGCUUGCGGCACUGUACGACUGUAAUCCAGUACCGUUCACUACGCUAAUGAGCGAGCUACCUGCAGACAUUCAAGGAUUAGUAAACGGUGUUUUACAGCAACACGUCCGAAGAACAUCAAGCACCGGUAGCGACAGUCCUCUUCGCACGUCAAGUACGACCUCAAACUCCAAUGCUGAAGAUGUAUACUCAAGGAUAAGGAAGACGACGUCAGAGAUUCACACAUAUACAGCCCAACAUGCGAAUGCUGAAUGCGGCAACCACAUGUCAAGCAAAGAUUCUGGCAUCAGUCAAAUGUCAGAUGUGGCGUUAUCGGCGCGUGGUGCGAACGCAGUACAAAAUGGACAUUACGCUGGUGAAAUAGGCCGCGCCGCAUCUGCCGAUAGCUCAGAGGAAGCUAAUAGCACGAAGGAAUCAUCUCCAAUCCCACAUAGAGAUUGUGGUCAUACGCACGGCGACUACAAUUCCGGAAACAUGGGACGUGAUAAGAUUAAACCGUACGAAAUGGACGAAAAUGGACUAUUAAUUACGAAAGCUGGUCUCCGAGAAACGGAGGUACUCGAAGCGUUAAGUAAACUGGAUGUAACCAAAGACCCUUGGGAGCACUCCGAACGGCUGUUUUUGGCAACGCACGAGAUCCUCAAAUACGGCGAGUGCAAGAAGCCGUGCGAGUAUUUUAAAAAUAUAGUAAGGGUGUCACUAGCGGUUAUAACAGUGGACGAUAGCUCCGUAGACAAAGAGAAUUACGAAAACGCUACCAACGUACAAUCAGGAUGGGGCACCGCCCAUGAGCGUACCGCAGCAGAAGCGGUGAAAGUUCUCAUCUGGCUGUGUCGCCGGCCGGAAACGAGGCCGCAGUGGCUAGAUUACUUUGACCUUAUCCUGUUGAAGCUUAUCAACGCGUACGGGGCACUGAGUAAAGAGGUUAUGCGAGCCAUUGACAACGGCAUGUCGCAUAUCGCCGCUGCGCUGCCGGCCCAUGAGAUGCUCCGGCUCUUGAAACCAGUGAUUAGAACAAGAGGUUACCCAACGUCACUUUGUGCGCUGAAAUUGGCUGCAGAAGUGGCUAAGGCGAGGGGACCAGAACUAACCGACGAGAUCGUAUCCCCCUUAAUGGAAGGGGUAGGACAGUUAGCAGAUCACCAGAACUCGGCUGUUCGCAAGGCGGCCAUUUUCUGUAUGGUCGCCUUCACAUUUGCCCUGGGCGAAGAGAGAAUGCAGCCGCACUACAAACACCUGUCAGUUAGCAAGAUGCGACUCUUACACGUGUACAUCAGCAAGCACAAGGAAGAGGGGAAUAAAGGAGGCGGUUCGUAG
Leptosia nina is the source of this 4320-nucleotide messenger RNA. The record is from the annotation of a GenBank genome assembly. Lineage: Eukaryota; Metazoa; Arthropoda; Insecta; Lepidoptera; Pieridae.